Messenger RNA from Penicillium psychrosexuale, 309 nucleotides. RefSeq lists its product as uncharacterized. The coding region runs from base 1 to 309 and encodes 102 amino acids. The record is from RefSeq and is a predicted model, not a curated record. The transcript has 3 exons. Lineage: Eukaryota; Fungi; Ascomycota; Eurotiomycetes; Eurotiales; Aspergillaceae.
AUGCCAUCCUAUAAAGUCGUCAAGAAGAAGGCGACGACCAAACAAAGAAUGAUGAACGUGAUCCUCGACUUACAAGAUCAAGCGCACAAGCUCUCCUUCUCCCAGCUAAAGGCGUCAAUUGCAAUUUUCGCAUCAACAAUUCAAGGAGACCAGUCCGAGCUACCGACAGUUGCAAUUUCUUCUUUGAAUCGCGGUGAUGUCCAAUUGAAUCAUUCACUGAGCAACCUUGAGUUCCGCAACAAACCUCCGGUUGAGCUUUCCCCGAUCUGUGGCGCAUCUGCCUCCGCAAAAGGCCCAGGAGGGACUUGA